Messenger RNA from Histoplasma capsulatum G186AR, 1521 nucleotides. RefSeq names its product cytochrome P450. The transcript has 2 exons. Lineage: Eukaryota; Fungi; Ascomycota; Eurotiomycetes; Onygenales; Ajellomycetaceae. Gene Ontology annotation, molecular function: monooxygenase activity; heme binding; iron ion binding. The record is from RefSeq and is a predicted model, not a curated record. Bases 1 to 1521 code for a protein of 506 amino acids.
AUGGCCACCGGAAUCCUCGCGACGGCCCUCCACGCUUUCCCGAGCCCACUAUCCAUCCCCAUCUCCGCAACCGUCGUCGUCGUCGUCGUCGUCCCAGCAGUACUCCUGCUCGUGAAACUCCACACGGAUCCACUAAGACACAUCCCGGGCCCGCUCAUCGCGCGACUCACCCCCCUCUGGCUCUGGACCCUGACCCACCGCGGCAUCGAGUGUCGCACCCUCGCCGCGCUCCACAGCCGCCACGGCCCCGCAGUGCGCAUCGCACCCAACGAAGUCGACCUCUCGGACGGCGCUGCGCUGUACCCCCUCUACGCGAAGAAUGGCGGCUGCGCCAAGAACCCCGUCUACGCCAACUAUGACAUCGACGGAUUCGCGACGAUUUUCUCCGCCGUGGAUGCCGUGCAGAGGGCCACAAGAGCGCGGGCUGUAGCUCCCCUCUUCGCGCAACGGGCGAUCGUGGAGGGGAGGCCCACCAUGCAGGCGGUCGUGGAUGCGGCUGUGGCGGAGCUGGGGGCGAGGAGAGCAGUAGCGCACGGCGCGCCCAUCGACGUCCUGGAUCUCUUCCGCUGCUUGGCCAUCGACGUUGUGAGCCUGUAUCUAUUCGGGGAGUCGUUCGGCGGGCUCGGGAGCAAGGCCCCACUCGCCGCGACGCCCUUCGUGGAUGCGUUCGCUGCAGGCGGCCGGUUCUUCUACGUACCUGGAUGGCUCCUCAGGCACGUCGACCACUGGGCCGGCAAGUUUGAGAAGGGGCCAGGGUCCAUUGCCGCGAGCACGGCUGUCGUCAAGGAGUUCGCGGCGCGUGUGGUUGACAGGAGCAUUGCGGGAGAGAAAGCCGGCGUCGCGCAGACGUCGACGUACCAGGGCAGACUGCUGCGUGCUGGCAUCUCGCGCGAAGAGACAAUAGCACAGGUGCUGGAUGUGAUGUUUGCGGGCACAGAUGGCAUUGCAAUGACCAUGUCUGUUCUCUGCUGGAAUCUCGCGCGGCUCCCAGACAAGUACACCCGCGCCCGACACGAGUUGCUCAACAACCCCUCCCCCCUCAACGGCCAGUCCCUCCCCUACCUCACCGCCAUCGUCAAAGAAUCCCUGCGCCUCUCCAUGGCCAACCCGACCCGCCUCCCCCGCAUCGUCGGCGCGGAAGGCCUCCACGUCCCCGGCCUCCCAACGCUUCCCGCCGGCACGAGCGUCGGCCUCGGGGCGUACGUGCUGCACCAUGACCCGGCUGUAUUCCCGCAGCCGCGCGAGUUCAUGCCCGAGCGCUGGCUGGCGUGCACGCCGGAGAUGUUGCGGAAUAGCGUUCCGUUUGGCGUCGGCGCACGCAUGUGUAUUGCGCGAAACCUUGCGGUGGCGGUGCUGCGGUGGACGGCGGAGGCUUUGAUCCGGGCGGACGUCUUGGGUAAGAAUAAUAAUAUUCAUGAUGGUGGUGUUGGCGAUGGUGUGAGGGGGGUGGUGCAGGAUGGCAUUGAAAUCAUGGAGUGGUUUAAUGCAAAGGUUGUCGCGGGGAAGAUUGAGAUAUAUUGA